UUCAGUGCAAACAAUCCAUUUUGUUUCCAAUUUGGUGAACAUUUCAAGUUCACGACGUCGCGCACAUUCUGACUUGACGUGCGAAUAAAUUGUUGUCGUGCGAUAUCGGCAGUGAAAGGAGUACGAACAUUAUGAUUAUUGUGUGAAACAUCGAUAAUUACAAAGGAUUUCGGAAUCCUUAAACGUUAUUUUGUUUUAUUUCGUGUUACUCCGCUAAGAUGGUGCAAGAAUACGUAUCCCCCGUUAGGGUACACAAGUACCCCUUCGAAAUGGUGAUGGCUGCGUACGAGAGGCGGUUCCCGAACUGCCCGCAGAUCCCGGUGGUGAUCGAUUGCGCCAUCACGGAGGACAGCUGGUCCGCGGACGACUCGCAGCGGCACACCACCAGGCGGUGUCAACUCAACGUAGAGGCGCCUUAUCUGUUGAAAAAGAUGAUCGGCGUUGACUACAUCUACUUCAUCCAGAAGAACCAUUUGGACCUCAAGGGCCGCGUCCUGGAGAUCGAAGCCACGAACGAAACCUUCGCCUCCAGGGUCGGUGUCGUCGAGAAAUGUAAAUAUUAUGUUCACCCAGAGAAUUCUGAAUGGACGUGUUUCGAACAGAGCGCGCUGCUCGACGUGAAGAACUUCUUCGGACUGGAGAACACAGUGGAGAAGAUUGCGAUGAAACAGUACGCCGCCAACAUCGCUAAAGGCAAGGAGCUGAUCGAGUCGUUCAUGAAGGAGGUACACGAUGACGGCGUGACGGAGCUGAGGCCGUGGAGCGUCGAGGACCCGGAGUAUAACCGGCACCUGCGCAGGAUAGUGUCGCGCGGCACCGAGCCGCUGUCGCCCAGGCCUGUGGCGGAGACAAGAAAGCAUUCGCAGCCAGAUCAAUACACAUUGGACAGCGAGUACAUAAAACGUUACCUCGGCGAGCUCACGCCCAUGCAGGAGUCCAGGCUGCUGCAGCUCAGGAAGUGGAUCGCUGACUUGCAGAAGGGCAAGGUGCCGAGCGACACGACGCUUCUCCGCUUCCUCCGCGCGAGGGACUUCAACGUGGAGAAGGCGCGCGAGAUGCUCUCCCAGUCGCUGCUGUGGCGCAAGAAGCACCAGGUCGACAGGAUCCUGUCAGAGUACGAGACACCUGAUGUCGUCAAGCAGUACUUCCCGGGCGGGUGGCACCAUCAUGACAAAGAUGGACGUCCCCUGUACAUCCUGCGAUUGGGACAGAUGGACGUCAAAGGAUUGCUGAAAUCCAUCGGCGAAGAUGGCCUCUUGAAGUUGACUCUACACGUAUGCGAAGAGGGUCUGAAACUUCUAGAAGAGGCGACUCGCUCGGAAGAACGCGCCGUCCAAGCCUGGAGCCUGCUGGUCGACUUGGAUGGGCUGAACAUGCGCCACCUGUGGAGGCCAGGGGUCCGCGCCCUGCUCCGCAUCAUACAGAUCGUGGAGGCCAACUACCCGGAGACCAUGGGCCGCGUGCUCAUCGUCAGGGCGCCCAGGGUCUUCCCGAUACUGUGGACUAUUGUUAGCACUUUUAUUGACGAGAACACCCGCAGCAAGUUCCUAUUCUACGGCGGCAAAGACUACCUCCAGCCCGGCGGGCUGCUCGACUACAUCCCAAAAGAUCUCAUUCCGGACUUCCUCGGAGGACCUUGCAAGAGUUUCGUCCAUGAGGGCGGGUUGGUACCAAAGAGCUUGUACGUGAGCGGCGCGUUCACAGAGAGAGACGGAGACCCUCUGAGUGAAGACAGCAUCUACCGUUCAGUCAGCCUGGGAAAGGGACAGGUCCACGAGGUGGUGGUGGUGAACCGCGACCCGCAGAGCGUGCUGACGUGGGACUUCGACGUGCUCCGUCAUGACCUCGCCUUCACCGUCUACCGCUCGCACCAUCAUCUCCAGUCGCCCACGCAGGAGGAUGCUACCGCGAUGUGCGUAGGUGGGUCGGAGGAGGCGCGCUCCGUGCUGGAGCAGAAGGGCUGGCGCGAGGGCGAGCACUACCACCGCGUCGAGAACACGCUCGUCUGCCACGACGGCGAGAGCAUACAGGGGUCGCACGUGAUGGUGGAGAGCGCCAGCUACGUGCUGCAGUGGCGCGUGGUGGCGGCCGAGCACCGCGCCGCGCAGCUCAUGUACUUCCACGAGACGCUCGCCAGCCACCACUACAAGUAACCACCCACCACCCACACCCUCGACACCACCACCACCACCACCAAGGUUCGAUGUCGAGCCUGCAGUCCGGCACCAGCGGGUUCUCGUGCCUGAGCGGCAAGUCCGCGGCGAGCGACUGUCCGUCGCGGUGAUGCGCGCCGCCCGGCGCCGCCGCGCGUCUGCAGUAGCUACCAUCUACCACCUACCAUCAUGCUUUGAACGUCACUAGGGAUGAGUCAGUGUUGCUAGCUCAAAUGUUAUGUCCAGGGAGAUCUGACUUCAUAGUCAGCCAUUUUAUGUCAUUGAAAUAAUUAUAAUGAAAAGAUAAAAAUUUUAAAUAUUUGUAACAAUUUAAAAAAAAUAUGUCAUCAAGAUUUUGUCUUUUUACCAUUAAUUGAAGUCAUUCUUGGACAUUACAUUCUUGCAUUUUAGGGUAAACUUGACUCAAGAUCUGAAUAAAACACUCCUAGUUACGCAAACGCUUGAAGAAUAUUAAAAUGGGUUGCAAUAUUAAAAUAAUGAACAUUAUUAUAUGUGCUAUAGAAAAUUUAUAUGAGCUACAAAUCAUGGAACAUUGUGGAAAUAACAAAUUAUCGUUAAAAUAUUUUGAAAGUUCGUAUGAGCUAUAAGUAAAUAAGGAAUUACAACAAAUUUAUAUUUUUAUCUGUUUAAUAGAUAAUGGAAUGUUAAAAUUUAUUUUUCAUACUUGCUCGGGUUAUGUGAUCUCGAUUGCAAUUUCGUCCGCAACAUUCUCACAAAGCUUUAUCAAAAUUGUACAAGCAUUUGUAUUAAGAUUGUUAGUGAAAAUAGAACUGGCAUAGGAAUUAAUAGAAUACAUCUACCAUGAAACCAUAGAUAAUAUUAAUGCAAUAUCUAUACUUGGAAGUACUAAAUAAUAUGACUAUAAAGUCAUUAUGGAUAAAUUACUCACUUGAACCUAACUUUUUCGAGUUCCUGCAUAGAAAAAUAAUUCAAGUUUCCCUUUUCGAAGUAAAUUUACGUAUUUGGAGUUAUACAUCUGCAAAAACGUACGCUCACAAAAUUAUAGUACUGAGAACGCGAUACAAUAGCAACAGCUCAAAUAUUUUUGUGUAAAUAUGUUAAGAAAACUAGCAAAUACUAUUUUAAAGAGAAGUGGUGGGGGUAUAAAGCCUCCAUUGGGGGAGGUUCACGUCCUUACUAGGACGUGUGUAGGCAAAUAGUUGGUAUUAGACAUAAAAAUAUAUUUUUCUUAUAUAGGUAGUAAAUAUUAGGUUAUUUAAUUAUAAGUGGUUAGGAAAACACGUAUUGGGGCAUUUUUUUGUUUUUUAUUUUUGUAAAAAGUAUAAAGCGACACAUUCAUAUUUGAAUUGUUUUUUAUUUAAUUUUUUACACAAAUAAACUAUUUAUGAUUAUCUUAUGUGUUUUUUGCUCAGUUUUGUGUGAGAUAUGUUAACACAAACUCUGAGAGCAUUUCCUUCAAAUAGCGUUGUGCAAUCAUUGUAAUAAUAAUAGGCUAAGCAAUUUUAUUUAGUCAAUAUUUCAUGCUAUAGUAAAAAAAUCUUUUUUUUUUUAUUAAAUAUGCACGGUUGAAGUGUAUUUUAUGAUAUCCUUGCAUAAUAAACAUAGCUAUGGAUUCUUCAAUAUUAUUUUAUGAUGAUAAAAUACGUGAGAAAUCAUCGUGUUUCUUUGCUGCUGCAGCCAGGUUUGUUGCGAGACUGACUAUAAAAAAAUCAGGUGAUUGGCAAAAUAAAAUUAUUUUUUUUUGCAAUUAUUGAAUUAUUUAUGUUAACAAACUGGUAACUAAAACACCUGAAGUGUUGGGCUUUCAAACUUAGGAUGUGGUUAUUUAACCUUUAGCAGCUUGUAUCUGGGAGGUUUAUUUUUAAUUGUAAAAUAUUAGUUGGGAUGAAGCACUAAAAUUCAUUGAUUUAUGCAAUAUUUUCCCACUUUGCUGCAAUCGAAAAAGUAGUAAGUGCGCCACGCAGAACCUAUGAUUCCUUCACUUAUACCACAAACGUUUAAGAUUAUUAGUUUUGUAAUUAUUUUAUAGUAUUAAAUGAUAGCAUAAUUGUAAUAAGCAAGUCGAUAUAAUGUUAGUGCAAUUGAUUCAGUCGCUUGACUACUGCAUAUUUUUAAAAGAAUACAUACUUAGAACGUAAAGGGUUAGAAAUAAAAACAACGGAAAUUGUAAAUGCGGAAUUUUUAUUUUUGUAACGUGUACAUAAUAAUGCAAUUUAUAUUUAUAAAACUUUAUUGUAAAUUAUUCAUUAAGAACUUCUAACAUAGCGGAUGGUCAAACUAAUAAAAUUCGUUUUAUAGUACUGCAGGACGCUAUCAGGUAAAAAAGCGGGAAAUUGGUAAAAAUACGCACUUUUUGUCUUCUGCGCCAUCUUACAAAAUGGCGGACGCGACACAAAUAAUUUUAGAACUACAGAUUCAGAGAAAUGGAAGUUCAAUGGAAUACAAUAAUUAUAAUUGGUCGAGGGCGACAUUACUUCGCCCAUAAUUGCCCGUCCUUAAACCCUUAUUAUUCACAUCCCAAAUCUCUGAAGUAAAAGAGAUUAAAUACAGACGAAUUCAUUUUUCUAAGUCUGCAGAAAUAACCACUCUAAUAGAGUUUUAAUGCACAAAACCAGUAAAUCAUUUACGUUCACAUAUUACAACACAUUUAAUAGAAUCACUUAUAUAAUUAAACUACUAAAUAAUUAUUUGAGCAUUAAGUAUAAAUUGAAAAUGGGUUUGAAAUAAUGCUUUGGUCCUUUGCCGUUAUCUAAUUGAACAAGAAAUGUAAAUAUUGGUCAUUACAAGAAGUUAUAGUUCUGUAAUAUUUUCAUAUCAAGAUUUUAAUUUUAAAUCAGUGGCACUUCCAUAAAACAUUGAACGUCUAUCUUGACGUAAUGUCCAUACGCCUUGUAGUUACUGUUGCUUUAGAUAAGAUGCCAAUGUUACCAACCUAAAAGUCUCACCUCUACUUAAAUUUUUAACAAACAAAUAAAAUUUUCAAAUAACAUUCAAGGUACAAAAAUUUUCAUAAUGAAUAGAGAAAGUUAUUAUUAGCAAA
Molecule: messenger RNA, 5175 nt
Organism: Manduca sexta (tobacco hornworm)
Lineage: Eukaryota; Metazoa; Arthropoda; Insecta; Lepidoptera; Sphingidae
Gene: retm
Product: protein real-time
Exons: 15
Coding region: 219-2153 (644 amino acids)
Cellular component (GO): cytoplasm
Source: RefSeq, a predicted model, not a curated record